UUUCGCUCCAAAUCGAAGUCAUUUCGCUCCCUUGGACUUUUGCUGGGGUUAUACAUAGCUGUAGUUUCGUAAAAAAGAUAAAAAAUAAUUCUGGUUAAUCAAGCGAUAGUUUUUCAAAAACCUUAAGCACGCAACUAAAUUUUAAGUUGUUUUCUUUUAUUAUGUACAAUUCAAUUCAAUGAAACAAAGAGAUAAAAUAUUUCGCCUAAGAUCUAUAUUCGGCUGACCACGACUGAGGCGUUGAAAUGGUGGACGAGAAAAAUGUGAAAAUGAGUGUUGCUGGUAGUUUUCAACGCGACUAUGAUGUCCUUCGCGGAGAGCUUCAGAUUUACAAGAGGAAGUUGGAUAGUAAAGCUGAAGCUCUCCUCAUCUUGAGUAAAGAGCUGGAUCAAUGUCGCAGUGAACGCGACCAGUUCAAACUGAUGGCAGAACAGCUAAGAGAGCGCUACCAAGCUCUCAAACGCCAGGUCACAGGCAAGAGUCCACAGGGAGCUAAUGUUGAAUAUGUGGAGGCUGUUCUCGUCACCGGGAAUGAAACUGAGAAUGUUUGUAAGCGGAAGCAGCAACCCCCUUUGAAGGAAAAUCUCUCGCUGCGUCUGUAUCAAGUAAAGGAAGCAAACAAAUGCCUUCAGUUUGAAGCGGAUGAUUUGAAACAGAAGCUUCAUGAUGCUGAUGGUGAUAUCAAGUUGUUGAGAGAGCAGAUUGCCAGACAGCGGGUUGGCACAACAGAUGAAGGCAUGAAUACAAGGCACUUUCCAGCUCAUGAGAGAGAGGAACUUGUGAAGGAGUUGGAGGCAUCAAGGGAACAGUACGUUCAGCUUGAACGAGACCUCCAGACGGUCUUAGACGAGAAAGAAGAACAAGAAACCGAGCGAGAUGCUUUCAAGCACAAGUAUGAGCGCCUCAAUAAGGAGCUCAACUAUAUACUGAAAGGAGAUGAGAAGAGGAUAUUGGACAUUGAUGCCUUGAGCACUGAGAAUAGGUAUCUCCAAGAAAGGUUAAAACAGAUGGAAGAGGAAAAAAGUAUUGCCAUGGCAACAGUAUCAAAAUAUAAGAGUAUAUUGGAGAAGAAAAAGAAGGGGACAUUAAAAAUAGGACAGAAUCGAAGUGGAGGUGUUGUAAUCUCUCAAAAACAAGUGCACCAACUCCUUGAGUCAACGACAGGAGUGGCAGCGACUCAGCAGACGGUUGCCGACCUUCAGGGGCUCUCAAGGGCAUUGCUAGAAUCUCUCAAUGAUAAGAAUCUGGCUCUCUCACAUCAAAGAAAAACGAACAAAAUUCUUGGCAACAGGGUCUCAGAACUUGAGAAGAAAUUGAAAACAUUAGAGGUUGCUGGUCUGUGGAAUGUGCCAGGUAAAUCACGAGCUUCCAGUCUGGAGAAGUUAAAGAUGGAGUGUGACGACAUCAGGACCUUGAUUCCACACCAGACGUCGUUAGACCGAGAUAAGAAUGAUGCCAACCACUCGAGCGAUUUAGAGUCGGAGCUUGGUCAAACUCCUCAGAUGUCGCCGGAGGGGACACCCAACCAUGUGCUCAAGAUGUCGGGAGGGAGCAAUGCUGGCUUAUUACUCGAGGAUCUUGAUCUCCUGCCAACUAAGGAACAACCUCAACAAGCUGACCAAGGAUGUAAGUCCGGUGAAAUCCUCCUCUCGCCGCUGCAGAGUCCGGGGAGUGCACAAGAUAUCCUUGCCAUGUUCGGCCAGCAACUCAACCAAGAGAUUAAUGCAAGAACUGUAACAGACGAGAGAAACGAUUACAAUUCUGAAGAUGCUGCAAAUUAUGUGGAGGAAUUUUCUCGAAAAGAGGGUGACUUCCGCAAUUCUGCUGAUAGCGGGAGGAUCGAUCGUUAUGGGAAUAGCGUGCAUGUGAUGCCGCAGGAGGAAGAGAGUGAAGAGAGUGACCAGGCAGGGGAUGAGGAGGAAGACUUACAUAAUAUAGAUUUAGACAAUAAAGAGACUAAUGAUGAUUUUUAUGAAGAUGAUGCUCAGGAUAAUGAGCAUGAGCUCCAAUCUGAGCUACAGAGUUUGCUUGAGAAUGCAUCCUCGCUGAUAACAAUGCCAAAAGAUCCAAGCAUCGAGCUGGAAGAUUUAAACAUGACUGCUAAAGUUGGGCGUAAGACAGUGACAUUUGCCGAUGAUACAGUGCCAGGCGACGAGUCACCGCGAUGUACCUCACCUCUUCUGAACUUGGAGCAAUCGCAAGAGGACAAAUAUGAACUGCCUGAAAUGUUGUGAUCACGUUAUAUUGCAAAACAUGAAUUCUAUUGGCGUUGUCAAACGUGGUGACCCACACAUUGAAAUGACCACCUGCAAUAUAUCAGGCAUUUCAAUCAUAUUUCUUUGAAUUGCCGAAACCAUUCCUAUAUUUGUGUCUAGUCAUAAUCAGGUCUUACAUGAAACCUUGCCAGCAACUUUCCUUUGGAGGUCAGAAAAUUCCUUUUUCAGUCAUUCCAAACAAUCGUGGUGUUUAUUCCAAGUAGUGAGUGGGCUUGGAGACUGAAGCUGAUGUCUACUUUCUACUUGUUAACACUAGUCCAGCUAAUGUUCAGCUCUGUCAAGGCCUAUUGGCAACAGUCAAGGAGAGCUGAUGAUCUGGCCACUGCUGCCAUCUAGUGAGUGGGUUGAAGACUACAGCUGAUUCCUAUCUUGUUAACACUAGUCCAGCUAAUGUUCAGCUCUGUCGCGGCCUAUUGGCAACGUCAAGGAGAGCUGAUGAUCUGGCCACUGCUGCCAUCUAGUGAGUGGGUUGAAGACUACAGCUGAUUCCUAUCUUGUUAACACUAGUCCAGCUAAUCUCCUGUACACAUUACAACUCUCUGUCGCGGCCUAUUGGCAACAGUUAAGGAGAGCUGAUGAUCUGGUCACUUCUGCCAUCCAGCAGCUGGGUUCUAUUCUUUCAAUUCUACAUGAUGAUGAACACCCUACAUUCCAUGGACCUGUUUUCACCAGAUGGUGCAGUGUUCGACUGGUAGAUUAGUAAUGGUUUAUAAAGUGAUGUCCAUUUUAUGUCUAUUGAUUGCCGUGAUAAACAUGUCUUGUUUACUUUUGGUUUGAUUUGUUAACCUGAAUUCUCUUCUUAGUAACUGUAUUCCCCUUGGGAAAAUCCUCUCAACUAUUUAUUCCUCUUAUAAUAACUUCUUCACCAUAUCCUUAUCUGAUGUAGGGUUCCUUCGUGAUGAACAACUGAGGCUGUGAUUUCAGUUAAUAAAGUGUGCAAUAC
Lineus longissimus is the source of this 3219-nucleotide messenger RNA. Its product is annotated as coiled-coil domain-containing protein 149-like. Lineage: Eukaryota; Metazoa; Nemertea; Pilidiophora; Heteronemertea; Lineidae. Bases 246 to 2234 code for a protein of 662 amino acids. The record is from RefSeq and is a predicted model, not a curated record. The transcript has 12 exons.